Cricetulus griseus (Chinese hamster) is the source of this 644-nucleotide messenger RNA. NCBI's taxonomy places the organism in Eukaryota, Metazoa, Chordata, Mammalia, Rodentia, Cricetidae. The record is from RefSeq and is a predicted model, not a curated record.
GUUGAUUGGGGUCAACUGGACUAUUUAGUUGUUGACAUGCCACCAGGAACAGGAGACGUGCAGUUAUCAGUUUCACAGAAUAUCCCUAUUUCAGGUGCUGUGAUUGUCUCUACACCUCAGGACAUUGCGCUGAUGGAUGCACACAAGGGUGCUGAGAUGUUUCGAAAGGUCCACGUGCCGGUUCUUGGACUUGUCCAAAACAUGAGUGUCUUCCAGUGUCCAAAAUGUAAACACAAAACCCAUAUUUUUGGUGCUGAUGGUGCAAGAAAAUUAGCACAGACCCUUGAUCUUGAUGUUCUAGGAGAUGUCCCCUUACACCUCAGUAUAAGGGAAGCUUCAGAUAAGGGUCAGCCUGUGGUGUUUUCACAGCCUGAAAGUGAGGAGGCCAAAGCUUACCUGCACAUUGCUUCAGAAGUGGUAAGAAGAUUGCAACCACCUCCAGAAUGAUGCCCAAGUGCCCUGGAAAUUGUCCUGGUAUUUGAUAAUCACAGACUGUCAAAAGUGAGCAUUGUGGUAGUGUGUGGAACCCACGAAAAUGAUGACAGUCAUGAUUAUUUUCUUUCAUUUUUAAAGAAAUGUCUCAUUUUCAGAUUUGAUUUGACAGCCCAUGACACACAAAUAAAGUUUGUAUGUAUCUAUGCUGA